Sporothrix brasiliensis 5110 is the source of this 1467-nucleotide messenger RNA. Its product is annotated as choline-phosphate cytidylyltransferase. The record is from RefSeq and is a predicted model, not a curated record. Gene Ontology annotation, cellular component: nuclear envelope. The coding region runs from base 1 to 1467 and encodes 488 amino acids. The transcript is spliced from 2 exons. Gene Ontology annotation, biological process: CDP-choline pathway. NCBI's taxonomy places the organism in Eukaryota, Fungi, Ascomycota, Sordariomycetes, Ophiostomatales, Ophiostomataceae. Gene Ontology annotation, molecular function: choline-phosphate cytidylyltransferase activity; phosphatidylcholine binding.
AUGCCUCCUUCGUCAAGCUCAACGACCGGCGGUGCUAACGGCAAACGCAAGCGUACCCGUGAAACAGCUGUCAACAACCACGACGACUUUCACGAGGAGAAUGGCGACGAUAACACCGAGUCCGAACACGACAACGAUGCCGCGGACGCGUCCCCGUCUACACGGCGCCAGAACCAGCGACAGAAGCAGCUGCCUCCCAGUAAGCGGCAGCGUCCGAAUGUCGACACCGACGGCCGCCGGAACAGCAACUCUACCAGCGACGACGACAACGAGGACGACAACGAGGACGUGAGUGCGUCCGACGAGUCCAUGGCGCCGCCGCCGGUCGGUGGCGGCGGCCUCAUUCACCCUCACGGCUACCGCACAAACUCCCCACCCACGGGUCGGCCGGUCCGUGUCUAUGCAGAUGGCGUCUUUGAUCUGUUCCAUCUUGGACACAUGCGUCAGCUCGAGCAGGCCAAGAAGGCGUUUUCUGACGUUUACCUGAUUGUUGGCGUCACGGGCGACGAGGAGACCCACAAGCGCAAGGGCUUGACUGUGUUGUCUGGCAAGGAGCGUGCCGAGACUGUACGCCACUGCAAGUGGGUAGACGAAGUCAUUGAAAACUGCCCGUGGAUCGUUACGCCCGCCUUCCUCGAGGAGCACCAGAUUGACUACGUCGCCCACGACGACAUUCCCUACGGCGCCGACGAGGGCGACGACAUUUACCAGCCGAUAAAGGCCGCUGGCAAGUUUUUGGUGACCCAGCGCACUGAGGGUGUCAGCACAACGGGCAUUAUCACCAAGAUCGUCCGCGACUACGAAAAGUACAUCUCCCGCCAACUGAAGCGCGGCACCUCCCGCCAGGAGCUCAAUGUGAGCUGGCUGAAGAAGAACGAGCUCGAGCUCAAGCGCCACGUCCAAGACCUGCGUGACAAUAUCCGUGCCAACUGGACCACGACAGGCCAGGAGCUCAGCAAGGAGCUGCGCCAGUUCUGGCCCACCAGCCGGCCCCAGAGCCCUGCCCCGCGGCCCUCGCUGCACCUCGGCUCCCCCGCCGGCCAGUCGUACCUGACCGCCAACGAUGGGCCCCUCCCGGCGAGCCCCACCUCGACCCUAAACCUCCACCAGCAGCAUCAGCAGGCUGUGGGCGGCGGUAAUGGCGCGGCCCCCAGCAUCAACACGUCGACACCCAAGUCGCCCGUCGGCAGCACCAACGACUUUGUGGCCGGCUACGCCCUCGGCCUGAUUGGCGGCGUGCGGUCGUGGAUGACCAAGAGCCGACAGCGCGGCCGGGACACGCGGUCGCAACAAGUCAGUGACGACGACUCUGAGGAGAGCGACGAUAAGCAGCCGUCGGGCAGCGGCAGUGGUAGCGGAAACAAUACACAAGAAGCUAAGAGCCGCCCGAGCAGCUCCCGGACUGGCAACGGCAUCGAGCGCAUUGCUUCGUCUUCCGACCUGCGGCGAAGCCUGCGCGCAUCAUAA